Acanthoscelides obtectus is the source of this 1440-nucleotide messenger RNA. NCBI's taxonomy places the organism in Eukaryota, Metazoa, Arthropoda, Insecta, Coleoptera, Chrysomelidae. The record is from the annotation of a GenBank genome assembly.
AUGUUUUCAUUCAUCAAGUCUUCAGUCAUGUCUAACACAUUCACUCUAACGGGUUACACUAGCAAACUGUCUGCUAUUUUUUAUCCACCAAUCGAGUUGGAGAUAAGUGCGGAAUAUGGUCUGAGGUUGAUUGGCUUUUAUUCAUACAACACCAUAUACAAUAUUGAUGAUCAACAUAAUAAAAUAUCUCUUACUCACGAGGGUGACGAGAGUAAUGUGGUAACCCUUCCUGAAGGUGUUUAUGAAAUCGAAGAUAUCAAUAAAUACAUACAACAUGAAAUAAUAUCAAUGAAUGAUACAUAUAAACAGAGAUAUGAAAACAAUGUUGUUGAAAUGUUCUCUUUGAAAGCCAACACUAAUACUUUGAAGUGUGAACUCCAUUCUGUAUUGGAUAUUGCUCUGUCCAAUUCCAUGGCAACUAUGCUUGGAUUUAAGAACAAAAUUUUUCCCAGAAACAAAAUUUACACAUCGAAUUUACCUGUAAACAUAACUCCCAUCAGGAUAAUAAGAAUCGACUGUGGAUUAAUAUCAGGAGCUUAUUGCAAUGCACACUUGUAUGAGUUUGAUAUAGACGUUGAACCGGGAUUUAAAUUAACAAAGGAGCCUCAGAAUGUAAUAUAUAUGAGCGUUAAACCGCGUGGACGCCAGUUUAUUGAUAACAUCACACUGGAAAUUUUGGAUGACGUCGGGAAUUUGGUCAAUUUCCGUGAUGGAGUUUAUGGAGUUCGGAAUCCAGGGAUAACUUCAACUAUAAAAACGAUGGUGUCACAUGGUAAAAGUGCUAUGCAUACACUUUUAUGUAGUGGUUGGACCUUAAGUGCCGAGAACUCAGCUAUAUGGGAUGUCAAAAGCAAAGUUUUUAGUGGUAGGAUACCCCUAAAACAUAUGAUGGGAUUUGCAGAAGACUACAAAAAAGGGGUUCUAAAUAUAAAACAUGAGCUUCUGUUGGUUAUUGCAAGAUCCUUCAAAAACUGUUAUGUGGGUGAAUGUGAUGCUGAAUUGACUAUAUCCAAGAUUGAAUGGAAGGUUCAACACAUCGUUCCGGAAGAUCGUUACAAAGUCAAGCUUCUGCAAAGGUUGAAUAAACAUGUGAGCUCAAGGAUCAAGGUAGCAUUUCGAUCUUGGGAUCUCUAUGAACUUCCAUCUCUUCGUUCUACAUCAUCGGAUGCUUGGGCAAUUAGAACAACCAGUAAACUAGAGAUACCUCUAUUCGUUAUCAUUGGAUUUCAAGAUUAUACAGUUGAAGAAAAUCAUUUGAUGGAUAUAAUGAAAUUCAUAAAUGCCAACGUUAACUCGAUUCGCUUGAAGUUGAACAACCAAGUAUUCCCAUAUGAAAGGAAAAGUGCCUUCUGCAAUAUCAUUGAUUGCACCUAUAGCAUAUUUAACAUUCAACGAGGGGUCAGUCUGGUAAAACUCAAUAUCAGAGUGUCCCCAAGGUAA